Molecule: messenger RNA, 294 nt
Organism: Acaulospora colombiana
Lineage: Eukaryota; Fungi; Glomeromycota; Glomeromycetes; Diversisporales; Acaulosporaceae
Source: the annotation of a GenBank genome assembly
AUGAAUCGUAUCUUUAAGACUAUGACCAAACUUGCCAUUAUGGAUUCUUCACCUGAGGGACGCUUAUUUCAGGUCGAGUAUGCCAUUGAGGCUAUAAAAUUGGGUUCUACUGCGGUAGGUAUUCAAACUUCCGAAGGUGUUACCCUCGCAGUUGAAAAGCGUGUCACCUCUCCGCUACUGGUGUCAAGUAGUAUUGAGAAGAUCAUGGAGAUUGAUACGCAUUUGGGUUGCGCCAUGAGCGGGUUGACCGCCGACUCUAGAACGAUGAUAGAUCACGCUAGAGUGGAGGCACAG